AUGCCGAAAUGCGAAAUGCGGCAGUUACGCAUUGGCAUUGGUCGUGGAGCUUUGCGGGAUCCACGUGGACGUGAUCGAGAUUGUGAACGCAAUGGUAAUCGAGGAUUACAACAACAACAGCUUCAUAAUAAUGGUGGUAGGCGUUAUUAUAGUGAUAAUCGUAAUCGCAUGCUUCGCUAUAGAGAUUAUGAUGAUGAUCGUCGAUCUCGGCGUUACGAACCACCGCACGAUGAUUUUAAUCGUAAUCGGAGAUAA
Molecule: messenger RNA, 255 nt
Organism: Brugia malayi
Lineage: Eukaryota; Metazoa; Nematoda; Chromadorea; Rhabditida; Onchocercidae
Exons: 2
Coding region: 1-255 (84 amino acids)
Source: RefSeq, a predicted model, not a curated record